UUAUCAGGGAGGAAAGGAAGUGCUGUUAUUGCAACAUCGCUGCCACGUCUGUAGGAUCCUCCGCAGCAGCAGCAGCAGCCGGAGCGGCGGGUCUGAGCACCGGGAUGGGCCGGUGCUGGGCGAUGGGGGGAUGAGAGGGAGGGGUGGGAGUGACUGAAGGAACACAGAGGAGAGGAAGGAAAGAGGAAACACGUAAAGCCACAACACAACACUCCCCUGACUGAAGAAAGCUUGUGCGCAGCUCCGGCUUGAAGGAGCGACUGCUGCCUUCUGGAGGAUCCAGCUCUAUUGUUCGCUCAGAGGGGCUUGUUUCCGCGGUUCUACCGGGGGGUGGGUCCCCAUGCUAAGCUCAGGGAGAAUGGAGGAAUUCGUGACUGAAGAAGAAGAGCCAUGGUACGACCAGCAGGACCUGGAACAGGACCUCCACUUGGCAGCAGAGCUGGGAAAGACUCUGCUGGAGAGGAACAAGGAGCUGGAGGACUCCCUGCAGCAGAUGUACAUCACUAAUGAAGAGCAAGUGCAAGAGAUUGAGUACUUGUCGAAGCAGCUGGAGGUACUACGGGACAUGAACGAGCAGCAUGCUAAAGUGUACGAGCAGCUGGACGGGACCGCCAGAGAGCUGGAACGCACCAAUCACACACUGGUUAUGGACAGCAAGGCCUCACAGCAAAAGAUAGAGAGGUUGACGGCAACCAUCGAGGCUUUGCAAAACCAGGUGGGGUCUCUCUCGGGGCAGGUGGAGCAGCUACGUUCCAUGGAACAGCUCCGAGUCAGGAGGGAGAAGAGGGAACGACGCAAGACCAUCCACUCUUUUCCUUGCCUUAGAGAACUUUGCACAGCACCCAGGUAUGAGGAUGAGUUUGUAGUGGGCAGGGCUGAGAGUUUUUCCAUGGAUGUGAAGCCUCAGCCGUUUGAAGAAGAGAACCAGCAUCUGAGGGAGGCGGUUUCGGCUCUACGAGCAGCUGUCCGGACUGAGAGGGCACGUAGAGAGGGUGUGGAGAAGGAGUGCAACCUCCUAAUCGCAGAGUUCUCCCGCCUGCAGACACGAGUCCAGGAUGCUGAGAGCUGCCAGGGGAGGGUGCGGGAGUUGGAGGUGGAGCUACAGGAGCUCCAGCAAUUACGUCGGGCUCGGACCUUCCUGCUCAGCAGCGAAGAUGACGGCGUGACUCUUACCCAGACUGUCCUCAAUAGCACCCCAGAGACUGACACCUUCCUGGAGGUGGAGGUCGGGGAGAAUGGAGGAGGUGUGAGGGAGGAGAACGAAGGCGGAAGAGGUGUUGGAGGGGAAGCUCUCCCCGAGUCCAGCCCUGUGAGGAAAAGCUGCAGCGACACAGCGCUCAAUGCCAUUGUGGCCCGUGAUGCGUCAGGCCGUAGAAGAGGCAGCUAUGCCCUCCACGCUAACAGCGUGAGGAAGAGAGGGAUGUCCAUCCUCAGGGAGGUGGAUGAGCAGUACCACGCCUUACUGGAGAAAUAUGAGGAGUUGUUAGGGAAGUGUAGGCGCCACGAGGAGAGCCUGUGUCAUGCUGGUGUCCAGACUUCCAGACCAGUAUCCCGAGACCCGUCCAUGAAAGACUGUGCUAUGGGACCCACCCCGGCGCCUCCACCUACGCCCACCCAGUCACCCUCCACCCCCGAGGCCAUUGAGAGCAUCAGCAAGCAGGUGGAGGCAGUGGACAAGAGGCUAGGACAGAACACUCCAGAGUACAAGGCCCUUUUUAAAGAGAUCUUCUCUCGUAUCCAGAAGACCAAGAUGGACAUCAAAGCUACCAAAGCUGCUAAGGCGAGCAAGUCUGGCAAAUCUGGCAAAUCUAGUAAACAGUAAUGAGACCCCGACUGAUUAUCUGCUAUAUCAGAGAUAGGUGCUUGAGUUUGUGAACAGCGGCAUAAGGAUUCUUCUGGAGGGUGCUAUUUCAAAAUAAUGCUAAAUUCAAGUACAUUUCAUUUCAGUCAAGGUCAACUCAGAGCGCAAAGUUUUCAUCCAGUACUGAAACCUCCCAGCAUACACAAGGGUCUGUUUUGCAUGGGAUCUAACAUAAAACUUAAAGAUUUGAUUCGUAUGUAUGAAACAUGGUACGUUAAGAAUUAGUUGAAGUUCACCCCCAUCAUAUUCUUGUAUUCAGUGUUCCUGUGUACAACCAAUAUACUGGCUUCACUGCCUUACUGCUUUAGGCUUAUACCACAAUAACACAAAGAUAGCAAUAUGCCUUUCAUGAGCCUCACAGAUGCACUAAAUGUUAAAGCUGCACAAAAACACUACUAAACUGCAUCACUAAUGAAAACAAGAGUGGAAAUCUAAGUCUAAUAUUAACAUGAACUGUAUCUGUUAGGUUUAUUACAAUAGACUCUACUAACAUUUGUAUAUUUACAGUAAGAAAGACUAAAACUAAUCCUCUCAGGCCACUGUGCUUUCUGGCUCUAGCAUGAACUUGAGGUGCUAAUAAUUCCCUUCUCAUUAUGUAUAUCAUACACAAAUUACCACUGUUGAAAAUUUAAAUAAGCCUUUCGCCUGAGUGACAUUUCUACUCUUUCUCUUUCUCUGUAUGUGACCUUAUUAUUACUUCUUUCAAAGUUUGAGGUGCCUCUUUUUCUUAUCUAGAGAUUUCUUGGAACAGUGUAUGAAAAAGACUAAAACUCAGUAAAUAUGAAGCUGUAGCCGGCAGCCAGUUAGCCUAGCUUAGCAUAAAGGCUGGAAAUGGGGAAACAGUUAGCCUGACACUGCUGACAACACCAAGUUGUAGUAUUUCUUGUCCAGGAAAAGGGAUCACAAGCUGUUGUUUUAAUGCAUUCUUUGUGGAUGGUUAGUUAAACAAAAUACAACUUUCUAGUUAGCAGACUUUAGAGGCAGAUUUUUUUAAUUUAUUUGUCAGCUUUGGACAGAACCUGUUUCCCCUGUUUUCACAUGUUGCCAAGCAAGCUAACUGGCUGUUGGUUGCAGCUAUUAAUUUAGCGUACAGGCAACAGUGUGGCAUCGAUAUGCUCAUCUAACUGCUGACAGGAUAACAAAUAGCAAACAGUAUUUCCCAAAAUAUUGAGGUGCUCGGAUGCUUUUGGAGUUCAAGGAAAAAAGGGAUGUUAAUGAUUAAACUUAAAGAAAGGAACCCAGGCUGAGAAGUUAAUGUACAUUUUUAAAAUAAAUAUCUUCUCCCUCCACUGUGUUAAAGUUAAAAUAUGUCUUCAACUGGACUACAUCAGCCCAUUGGGGCAAAAAUAAAACUGCUCAGUGAGAUACAGGAAGCAUCUUAGUAGUGUGUGAUAUCUACAAUAUAGGCUAUAAUUUAGAUAGUUGUGCCUGUCGUAAUUUGAAUGUGUAGGAGUGAUGAUCCCACUGGCUGCUGUCUUGCCAAAGACAAUCUCUGCAGUUUGUUAUUUUCACUAUUUCCUGGGCAUUAUGGUCACUCAUCAUACAGAAUAUUAAUAUCAUGAAGGCUGUGAAGUUGAAAUGUCUGGUAAUGGUUUUGCACCAUAUACAGUGCAAGUAUUUUGUUUGGGAAACAUCUAACAGACCGAACAGCGACAAAUAGCAAAAGAACUUAUAUAGACAUAACUCUUGAUUGUCACAGGGAUUGUAAAAGGCCUUUGAAUGAAGACAACAUGGACAUUAUAAACACAGAAAGAAAAUGAUCCUGUGGGGAAAACUGAUAUUACAAUGGUGAAAAAAAUAUUCUUGGGAGCUUUAUACAUGUGUUGAGGCAAUUUUCCUUUAAUUAUAGCUAGACAGCCACAUUGUACACCUGUAACCAGUAUAAGGCUUCAAACCAGGGCUUUGUCUAACACCUAGCAGUCUUACUAAACUCUAAAACUAACCUGCAAACAUAUUGCACCUUUUUCACCAUAAACAAAAUGCCUAUGCCUUUUUUUCUGGGUAACCUCUUAUGUAUAAACCUUUGUUAUAAUGAAUGUUAUUACAGCUAAUUUUAUAUCUGAUUCUUCAGCAAAGUUGAAGACAUAGCCAAGCUUGAAACCUUUCACAGGCUGACACCUGAAGGACCCUGCACUCGUGUUUGAGGCUAAUGUGUGGAAAUAGAAAGCAGAAUGAAUAUUUGACUUCAGCCUGGUACUGAAAUCUGAGAGGAAUCCUGUUACCUUCCAAUGAAGUAAAGUUUACUUUACUGUUGCAGCAAGCUUUUGGACAACUGUGGUGUAUGAAUCAUCUGAAUGAUUCAAGUUUGUGGAGGUAGUAAUAUGUGUUAGCAUGGAUUAAACAAUGCCAAACCAGAGCCUCUUAUCAUAUUAAAAGGCUCAUGAGGUUUCUGUACUGUAAUGUUUUACCUUUUGCACUUGAAAAUGUCUGACGCCUCAUCUUUUGCAUAUUUAGGAUAGCUGAUAUAAAUUGUAUCUGUGUAUUUAUUUGUGUGUGAACAUUUCUUACAUUUUAUUUUACAUUUUCAGUGCCUAUAUGUGAAUGUUACUAACAUAUUGUCAGAACAGACCUAUUUAAUUUGCUUUACUUGUAUUAUUCAGUUUACAUGUGUGCAGUAUUAGUUAAAAUGAUAUUGCCAUUAAUGUUUAGUCUGCUCUGGUAUUAGUUCAUAUCAUUACUGAACUGAGACCUAUUUUAAUCUGUUAUAAUAAAGCAAUGAUACAAUAAAUCCUGCGUUGUUGUAUUUACUAUA
This is a messenger RNA of Scatophagus argus, 4613 nucleotides long. Its product is annotated as cerebellar degeneration-related protein 2-like. NCBI's taxonomy places the organism in Eukaryota, Metazoa, Chordata, Actinopteri, Scatophagidae. The record is from RefSeq and is a predicted model, not a curated record. The coding region runs from base 341 to 1822 and encodes 493 amino acids. The transcript is spliced from 6 exons.